Molecule: messenger RNA, 405 nt
Organism: Psylliodes chrysocephalus
Lineage: Eukaryota; Metazoa; Arthropoda; Insecta; Coleoptera; Chrysomelidae
Source: the annotation of a GenBank genome assembly
AUGCUUUACGAGAUCCGUAAUUUAGACGCAAGCAUAUUUGAAAACAUGCUAGUGAGUGACGCCUCAGAAGAGCAGUUAGAAUUAGAAACUGAAGUAGUAGAUAAAUAUGUUAGUAAGUUUUACUUAAAGAACAAACAAAUGCACUUCAUAAAAGGAACACUUCUGAAGCUGAUAGCGAAAGCACUCACACGGCUUCCUAUAAGGAGUCAGAGGUUUAAGUUGCCAAAAACAGAGGUACAAAAAUAUGCUGGCGAUUUGGAAGGUUGGUUUGAAUUUUGGAAGUUAUUCAAGAAGAUACACGAAGAUACUGGUAUUGAUAAUGAAGAGAAAAUUCAGUAUUUUAUUCAGUCUACGAAAGCUGGCUCCAGAGCACAUAAGUGUUACCAGAAGAAAAUUAUUCGAUAG